GAAUUGGGUACAAGAAACGGGAAAGGAUAAUGGUUACGUAAUUGUUACCCGCCGAUCAAAAAAUAUUGGCGGUACUACUGGGAUGGUAUGGCUUGUGUGCGACCGUAGUGGUGAACACCGUAGUAAAGCAACAGUUAGGAAAGCUGGUAGCAAAAAAAUCGGCUGCCCAUUUUCAUUACUCGCCAUCCGGGACGUGACGAACGACACGUGGGAGUUAAAAGUGGACUGUGCGAACCAUAACCACGAACCUACGACGAGUCUGUUGGGCCACGCUUUUGUGCGAAGAUUUACUAAAGCCGAAUACAAGCUAGUGGAGCAGCUAACUGCUCAAAACAUGGAGCCACGUAUCAUAUUUCAAACCCUAAGAAAGCAGUUCCCCGACAGCCUGCACGUUCAGAAAGACGUGCAAAAUGCGGUACAAAAAAUUAGAGCGACAAUAAUGGACGGAAAGAAUCCUAUUCAGGCACUGGAAAGCCUGCUGCAUGACCGCCGAUUCAUUUACGACACCCGACAAGAUCCCAAAACAGAUGUCGUAACAGAGAUUUUCUUUGUUCAUCCUUAUUCAAUCACUACGUGGCGUGCAUUCCCGCACGUGAUGUUGAUCGACGCGACCUACAAAACAAACCUCUACAACAUGCCAUUUGUCCAGGUUGUGGGUAUGACGUCGACUGGGAAGUCUUUUUGUAUCGCACAUGCCGUUAUUUGUAAAGAACGAAGGGGUAACUACGUGUGGGUGCUUGAGCGGAUCAAGUCAAUAUUGCAUGAAUGUAUGAUGCCGCGUGUGAUAGUCACGGAUAGGGAGCUUGCCCUAAUAAACGCGUGUUCUAAAGUAUUCCCGAACGCAAAAAGGCUUCUAUGCCACUUUCACAUCCAACAAAAUAUAGCUAGAAAGUGCAAGUCAGGGUUCGAUAAAGAAGAUUGGGGGAAAUUUAUGUCGUACUGGCGGACAUUGUGCGAAUCUUCAUCAGAGCCCAUGUACAAGUACAACUUGGAGAAAAUGUAUAACCGACUCGUGGUUGCCAACCGAGAAAGUGUCUAUGAUUACGUCUACGAAAACUGGCUCAAAGACUAUAAAGAAAUGUUCAUUUAUGCGUGGACCGAUAAGUGUCGCAACUUUGGUCAGCGCACCACCAACAGAGUUGAGAGCCAGCACGCAAAUUUAAAAAGAUACAUUACGCGCGGGAGUUCAUUGGAGCGAAUAGCAAGAUGCAUCAUUGAUAUAGUUGAAACUCAGUACGAUGAAAUACAAAAAAGUUUCACUGAGAGCAUCGAAAAAACGAUGAACCACCACAGACACCGAAUGUUGGACAACCUACGUGGAAAGGUUUCCCAUGAAGCACUUGAUUUGCUGGAAAAAGAGCUACUGAGGAAGAUGGAUGUGUUGCGGAAACUUAACGCAUCAUGUGGUUGCCAUAUGUGGCUUAGCAAAGGAUUGCCGUGUGCUUGUAGGCUGGAAAACUACACACGUACAGGGCGUAUAAUACAACUCGACGAGAUAGAUGUAUUCUGGCGUAAGCUUGACUUGCUCCCUUGUAAACUGGUAGACGAGGAGGUCGAUAUUGUAGCAGAGCUCAAUAAUGUGCGGCAACAUUUAGAGGCGCAGUCCCCCGUUCAGCAAAAGAGUAUGCUUUCAAAGAUAAAAGCGGUUUUCACCCCGAAAUCGUCAACCAAGAAACCACCGAUCGUCCAGCAAAACACUCGCGGUCGGCCUACAUCAAAGAAAGUACAAGAAAGGCUAGAUGAAGCUGCGAGGUUAGACCAAGCUGCGAGAUACAGCUCCUAUGGCGAGGACAGCAACGUAAUUACCGCUUCCCCCAAGCAUAGGUACGAUUUACCCCGACACAGCUCAUACGUACCGUCAGAGGGCUCUCGUGGAACUGGUUCGUUUGUGAAGUCUGAAAAACCUAAAAUGCAACCAAACAGUUCAACAAGUUCUAAAAAGAAGGAGACGAGGGAUGAUAAGGUUUUUCCAUUAAUAAAGGGGGACGAGCACUUGUUAUGCAUUAAGAGGUUUAAGAAUCAAAUUCCAUCAGAGUUUCGCUCUUACAUAUCGCGUAUACAAGAUGUGACCCCAGACGGUCAUUGUGGGUACAGGUCUGUGGCUGUCGGGUUAGGUUUUACGGAACACGCAUGGCCCAAUAUUCGAAGAGAUUUACUACUGGAGAUUGACCAUAACAAACCGCGUUGGAAGCAUGUAUUCGAAACAUAUAACGAAGGAGACUUUAAACGAAUACGUAAGAGCAUCGAAUGGCAUUCAGUGAAAGGGUGCGAUGAAAGUCACUGGAUGGAAAUGCCCCAGGUAGGGCUUCUCAUAGCGCAAAGGUAUAAUAUUGUCCUCCACGUGCUAAGCAUUGAAUGGAGCUCUACCAUCUUCCCAUUAACGGAUGCCCCACUAGAUCCACGACCUCAAGCGAUAACGCUUAUACAUGUUCACGGGGGACACUUCAUACAUGCUAAGUUGGAAGGAGACUACCCCAUGCCUUUAGUCGACGUCGUCCGUAAGGAGUCCGGCGUUCCCGAUUCUAACGAGCAAGAGGAGGUUGUGUCUAGUGUACGAGGAAAACAAAACAUACCGUUUCUAGAUUUGAACACGCAUCCCCCUGUUGAUGAAACAUCCCCUGUAGAUGACUCAUACCAUGCUGGUCAACCAAGUUAUCCGGGGCAACAAGGGUAUCCAGAUUAUGGAUACAGGUGUGAAUAUUCUUACGUGCAACAACAUUAUCCUGAUGGAUAUGGAGGAGACUGUGGUCAUCAGCAAUUCAUUUUCCCGAGCGGUCCUUACGUUCAACAAAACUAUCCGGACGUUGGAGGAUAUGGGGGUGAGGCACCCCCAUCCCGGACAAUCCGUACUUAA
Messenger RNA from Helianthus annuus (common sunflower), 2854 nucleotides. RefSeq names its product PKS-NRPS hybrid synthetase CHGG_01239. Lineage: Eukaryota; Viridiplantae; Streptophyta; Magnoliopsida; Asterales; Asteraceae. The coding region runs from base 83 to 2854 and encodes 923 amino acids. The record is from RefSeq and is a predicted model, not a curated record. The transcript has 4 exons.